This is a messenger RNA of Xyrichtys novacula (pearly razorfish), 18265 nucleotides long. The record is from the annotation of a GenBank genome assembly. Lineage: Eukaryota; Metazoa; Chordata; Actinopteri; Labriformes; Labridae.
UUGACGUUUAAGCAUAUUUAUAACAUUACCGCGCCUUGAUAUCGAAGGUGGUUAAACUGUUGACCGGAACUAUGUUUGCAGUAUUCAGAGAAAUACACCUGCUUGUACUUCAGCCGGUUGCAUUGCCUACAGGUCCUUCACGUGACGGUUUUUCGUAUUUUAUCACACGGAAUAAAAAAACAGGUCACAGAUACCAGCGACUGAAUUCAUAUUUAAAGGUUCCUCGUGAGCGUCCUAGUUCGGUGUUGCAAGACUUGUUGCGCGUGCGCGUACGCCUUGAAGCGCGCGCUGCUGUCCGGACAGUGCAGUAGUUGCAGUGAGUGAAGCAGCAUGAAGAUCCACACCGGGUCUGAGCGACAACCGUGCGGGGUGUUAUUGAAAUAGUUUAGUUUUUUUUAGUGGUUUCUUUCUACUUCUCUCUUCGCAACUCCCUCCUCGUAAUUUGUAGUUUCAAAGAAGAGACGUGAAGCAGGACGAGUCUUCUUCUGCCAUGGUGAAGUCGUCAACUUGUUGAUGUUGCCACUUCGUUUUCACUGCUCUUACUCAGGGUAAGUUUCACUUUGUUUACAGUUUUACAUCCUCUUUACUCAAAUUGUACUUAAAGCAGGGAAACGAAUGAACACAUACUUCAUAUUCAGGCAUAAACUGUGCUGCUCUACCUUUUCGUACCACCACCUCUGCAUGUCUUUACAGCUCCUGUGGUAUGUUUGUAGGUAGCCUAUUAUUAAAGACAGAAAACGCUUAAAAUGUCACUGAUGCAGACAGAGGGCGAAAUUAGUUUACAGACCUCCAAACCAUGCAGGCAGAAUAAUUUAUCUGUGUUAGUUUUAUUUGUAUCAUAUCAGUUUUUUUGUGUCACAUUUCUCGAUAGAUAGAUAGAUAGAUAGAUAUACUUUAUUGAUCCCAAACUGGGAAAUUCUCAUGUUACAGCAGCAAUAAAAACACAACAUAAAAUUAAAUAUAAGAAGAAGUAUGUACAAUACAGACUAAAUAUACUAAAUAUAUACAAUAAAUACGGACUAAAUAUACUAAACAUCCUAAGAGCAAAAAGUGGAAUAUGAAAAAAGUGGGCUAUUUAUUUUAUCCCACUUAAAACUCGAUAAACUUGAUUCUUUUACAUUUUGGAAGUUAAAAAAAAACUUACUCUCUAAAAAAAAUUAAAAAAGAUGCUACUGUCACUGUCUCUGCAGCUGCAGUGUCCUGCCUCAGGGUACAAAGGCUGCACAUACCAGGUGUGAUCAUUUGUGACAGCGCCCAUAAGGAGGACAUUUACAGGAAAUUAAGUGUACGGACAUCGCUAUGAAGUUAAGCCAGAAGCUGAGGCUAAAGUCCACAAACCACAAAAAUGAGGCCGUAAAAUCAUCCAAAGGAAAUGCCACUUUUCCCAUGAUGUGGUGUUACAGUUCACAUACAUAUAAAAUGCAUUACUUGGUGACAACACAGUUCAUAAGCAUGAUGCAAAUCUUGACCGUUUUCAUGAUCUUGAUGAUUAAAUGUAAUGGAAACAUACAUUUUAGAAAAGCAAAUUAUAGGUUAGACAUGUUUUUUGCUCUUGCUUGCUCUUAUCUUUUACUAUUGAUAUCAGUCUUGCUCCCUGAUUGAUUAUAAAGUGCAUUGUUUAUGAUAAUUAGGCUUUCAUUGAUUGUGUAAUGUAAGAGGAAAUUAAAGUCUGAGGUGAAUUUAAAGAAUACUGAGACAAACAUUCAAAUCUCUAAUCUAGUGGUUCUCAAGUCCAGUCCUCGAGGCCCACUGUCCUGCAUGUUUUAGAUGUUUCCCUGCUCCAACACACCUGAUUCAAAUGAUCAGCUCGUUAUCAAGCUCUGUAAUGGCUUACUAACGAGCUGAUCAUUUGAAUCAGGUGUGGGCCUCGAGGACUGGACUUGAGAACCACUGCUCUAAGACAUUCAAAUAGAACACGACCUCCUCAAACUAUUGAAGAAACAACCAUGAUUUAGGUUUAUGAUGAUUUCAGAGCUGCAACUCUGCAGAUUUUUUCAAUUCAAUAUGUAUUGAUUUCACAUAAAGAUACCCAGGCAGUGACAUGUAGUAGCCAUAGGGCAUUACUGACGACACACAGACAUCACACUCAGGGUAGGAAGCCUAGUUGUUGUUACAGAAGAAUACAUGUACAGCUGCUUGUAAGUUGCAUAUCUUACAAAAAAACUUACUGAAUUGUUAUCAAUUUACUUCUUCGUGACCAAGGUGCUCAUGAACAAAUACAGAGGGGGAAAAUCUUGAACAGAGAUUUAAGUAAAACAACAUUUUAGUAACCAAAUAGCAAACUUUACUUUGAACAAUUUAACAUUUUACUGUAGGAAAGGUUGUUUUCCCCUCCAGACUUUCAAACAUAUCCUCAACUUGGAAAACAGCAGUACAAUAUUAUAGAAGUACUUCAGCUACCCGACCUGAUGUCAUGUAUUUGUGAUGCUAGAGGGGCUGUAAACAUGUCAUACUGUGAUAAGUGUGAGUGCUACUGUAAUAGACUGCCACCAGAGCAGAGCAUCGGCAGUAAAUUGGUUAGCUCUGUGAAAACAGGGGGUUUCCUUUUGAUGUUACAUACAUGGUCCAUCCUGAUUAAGAUUGCGGAUAGAAGCUCAUGGUUCAAAGCUGUAUUCCUCGUUCCAUGUCUCUGCAAUAUUUGAGGGCAGUAUUCAUAACUCUUGUGAAAACAAGCUGUCACAUCAAUGGAGCAAUAACCCAGAGUCAUUUGGAUGGAUUGUUAUGUGUGCAGACCUGGCACUCAAGCUAUGAGACUUGGUGCUGUUGCUGUGUUUUUAGAGAAGAUUCCUUUCUGCCAGGCCAUAGUCAGGAUUCUGUGCCUGUUUUUUUAUGUCUGACUGGGAACAGACUAACAUUAGACUACUUCAGAGACUCUAAAAUGCUGAUUCAAGGAAGAGAUAGCGAAGGGGAGACAGUAAACAGGACCAAAGUUGCUCCCAGGACAAAUCUAAAUGCCUUAAAUGAUCUCACUGACCAAAAGCAGUGUUGCAGCCAUAACAAACAUAGUGCCUAAACAGCCUUUGAAAUGUGUAAUCUAAUAUGUCCUGAGAUCAAUCUGAGGACAGAAUUAAGUGGCCAGAGUUCCUGUAAAACUGGAAAAAAAGAAAAAUAACUACAAUGAGUAUCACAAAGGAUUAGUUCACAGAGGUGUUUAUUUUUCUUGUUCAAUCUUUGUGUUUUACUGACUGUAAAUUCAACAGUCGCCAGAGUGUAACUUUAACUCACCUCUCUGCUAAGCCUUUGAUGAGCCGAUUACAGGAACACAUGUUUUUCUAUCAACAUUAGAAAAAACAAAUAACAAUUACCAAGAGCAAAAAAACAAACCCUUAAAAAACCCUCAUAUUAUUCAUACGAUAGAGAGGUAGAGAGGACAAAAAGAGGAGGAAUUAAAAGAUUCAUCAUGUCCAGUAAGUGCUGUGUGUGUUGGUUGUUAGAUUUGUGUUUCUGUCAAACAUACAAAUAUUUAAAAUUUUAAAAAGGUCUGAUCCAAGGAUCUUAAGUUUGUAUCACUGUUACGGUAAAUAUAUAUAACAACAAUCACAAAAAGAGUUGCACAGUCGUAUUUCUUCACACCUGGUUAGUUCUACCCAAAACAAAUCAAGCAAGAGUUGAGAGUGAAGCACCUGAACAGCUUGUUUAACACCCGUACUGUAGAACAAAAUCCAAGUCGGACUUAGGAUGUAAGAUGCCAGCCAUGUAAUUAUACUUCAAAAUCUCCUCCCUUUCACCUUCCAAUUUAAUAAUGAAACCAUACAAAUAAGUUUGGUAAUUGGACUAAAAUGAUACUUUCUUUAUGGUUUGUCAUUCAUCUUGACAUUGAAGAUCAUGUCAGUCCAAAUCACUGUGGAAAGCAGAAGAAGGCAAAAUUAGGGAUGCCCCAGAGUCCAGAAUGACUUUGCUUCUGGCUUGUUUAACAGAGCUUUAAAUCCCGACAAUCGGACUAGUCUAUAAGGUUGCACAACUCUCAGAAAAGUUUUCAAAUUGAGUAAAGCUUAUUUGACAUGGUUAAACACACAGCCACCAGCCUUUGGUCCUCUAUGCAGGUUCACAUCAAAAUGCUUGAGCUCGUGACACAAUGAACAUAUAUAUUCAAGCAUAACCAGAUACAGCAUUAAAUACAUCUUAAGGGCAAUAUAUUGCGCACAUCAGAUAUAAAAUGUGUACACUUUGCGACGUGUAUCAUUGCGAACAAAGAACACAAAGUGCGGUCAACAAAAAUUACGGCUACCUAGGCUCACCUCUCCACCCCAGUGUAGGUGAGACCUCCCCUUAUAUAACCUACCGGCUUUCAAACACAGCGCCCACGUGACCUAAACCCAGUGAAACCAAUGGCAACCAGACAAAAGUAUUUGAACACAGGAGAACCGAUCAGUAAAGCAACAAUAUGGCUCCUAAACAUCUAAACUCUCUUCAAAAAAAUAUGGCUGCUACGAGGUGCCAUCCGUCAUCUGUACCGUACAUACUGUGUAAUGGCAGAAGUCAUGAACUGAAAGUAAAGGUGUUUCAGGCCAACAGCUCUAAAAAUGCCUAUUAUUUGCUUAACCAACCAGUAUUUCUGAUGCUGAUUUACAAGUGGCAAGAUGUUUCCUGCAGUGGAUUAAACACUCAGAUUCCUUGGAAUAACACACUCACCUGGAUGACAGUUGGUUGACCCAGCUCACAUUUACAGUAAUCUGGUGACUGCUUACUAUUCUUCGGAAGGAGAUGUGUGCCCACAAGUGCAGCUAACAGCUUGUUCUGCUGAUAAAUCACCGCUUGUGCGGCAGAUUUACUUGGCUCUGUGUAGCAUGAGUCAGCACAACUUGACUAUUUGAAAUGCAUCAGAAGUGAUUGAUCCCACCAACAGUCUAGAAACCUGUCAUUUCUGAGAGUCAUUUUCUUCUGAAGCCAAGAAAUUAUGGCUUUUACUGUGCAGAUAUAUUUGGGGGAGUCAAUAUAACUUCGUAUAUUACUUCUUUUUUCCAUUAAUAGUCACUUCUCCAGUUGGAUUGUAAAUGAUGGCGUUUAUAGAAAAGGAAGUCGUGGCUUGAAGUCUUUACUGUCUGAGACCCGAGUUUUGUUUGCUAUACAUUUUUUGUUUCAUUUAGUUGGAAGUGGUAGGGCCUGAUAAGUAGGGAGUAGUUUUCAUAUAAAAAGACAUCGGUUUUUGAAGAAAUGUUGACUACACAAGCUUAAGGACACACAGCGAUAUCGUUAUAUUACCAAAAGUCAUAAAUAACUAAUAGCUAUUGACUGAUAUUAAAAGCUUUUUGUAUAAACACCACAAAAAAAGAUGCUUCUUUAAUGGAAUCCUGCCCACCCCGCCUUUAAGAAUCAUGACAAUAAUUCUUCACAUUUUUGUUGGGGUUUGAUAACAAAAUUUCUGUUUAUAUUUUGAAAAGGGCCUCACAAAACCAAACUCAUGGUUCAUGCCAUUGAAUGUCUUUAUUUCUAUUCUAGUAGCAGUCAGUCAGCCAGGUAGGAUAUUGGUGAGUCAGUCAACCAGUAUUUGGGUCAGUCAGGUGUGGUUAGCCAGAAAGUUAGUUACGGCGUCAGUCAAAAGGUCAGGUAUAAUACCAGCCAAGUCAGGUAUGCUGCCAAUCAAUAACACAGGUAUGGAAUCAGGAAGUAAUUUAGCUGUAAUGUUGUUGUUUUGGUUUGUUGCAUUUUGCUAGCUAAAAAACUGUCAUUGCUUCAUGUUUGGCGGUGCUGUGUGUGCCAUAUCAAACAAUCUCAGUGGCAUGAGUAAACAAGUUUCAAUCAUAAAAUAUGUAGAGGUUUUGCUCCUUGCCAAGUUUCAUGUUGGGACUUGCUGAUUUUUUUGAUUUUACCAAAUCUUUAAUUUAACACCGAUCAGUGUAUUUUCUUGUGGCCACAGGGGGGCAGACCAGCUGUCCACGACUGAGACUUAUGGAUCUGAAUUUAUCAGAAUCUACUAUAAUGGCACAGGAAAGCCAAAAUGUGAUGUCCAUGUAUCAGUAUGUAGGGUCUCAGGUGAAGCCACAAAGCAUUAGCGACACCUGAAUGUUCUGGAAGUCCACUGCCAUUCCUGUAGCAUGUAUUAUGACAAGAAAAUAUAUCCUGUCUUCAUGCUUUUCAGUAAACUCUGAUUGGUCAGAUUCAAAUGCUAGUUGGAUUACUAAACACCACCCACUCCCUACCCUAACCCUAACCCUACGUUAUGGUUCAAGCAUCAUGCCUGAGCAUGCCUUCAGCAUCUACAACAUUAAAAAUAGCAGCUGUGCGGUGUCUUUAUUGACUGAAAUUUAUGAAUGAGCAUGACAGCUACCUGCUUGGAUCAAAACAAAACAAGUUUCUCCAUUUUCUGCACAAUCCUCAGGAGAACAAUCUGACCUAAAUACAGUGAAUGAAGUGAAACAAACGACAGUGUGAUGCAAAAGGAUGCUUGUGGUUUUAUGGCUUUCGAGUUUCAGUGACCGUUGUCCCACUGUCCUGUUUCUGUGUUUCAUCAGAGCUGUAUCCACUUCCCCUGUGUGUGGCAACAGCAUCACAAGAGCGUCUGCCAGGUCUGUUGAAAUACUCACUCUAAGACCCUGCUGAGAUGGGCAGCAACACGUUUUUGUCUGCAAGUCCCAGCAGAGCAUUACUGGUUGAGCACUGUGUUGCAUAACCUACACCCUUGUGUGUGAUUUACUUACUCUUCGGUUUGUUCUGACAAAAAGGGGAAUUUUUGGCAAGAUGAUGCGCAAAGCCUUCUAAUAAACUGUGCAACAAUAUCCAUAUUUGUACUUGUUGCUUUUACACUUUUCGUAGAAGUCAAGCAGUCAGUGCGACGCUGUGAUUUAUCUCGAGACAGAUCAAGAAAAGGGGGAUGAGUUUAAAUGUUGGUGCUCCAUUUUUGGUCUGUGUGAGAUUAAGUCAGGCCGUCAGUUGUUUACGCUCAUCGCUAACUGCCUGUAUCUGUCUUUCUCUUUUGCUUUCUUGGCCUGGAUGUUCAUUGUCUACCGAUGAAGUCAGGGCUUACUUGACGUGCUUAAUACUGGGAGGUUCAUCCUCGCUUGCUCAGUAGCAGACUAAAAUUAUAUCCUCUUUAAAUGAUACCGCAAAGAUUACAGUCUUGCCCCACUCUGGUGAAACGGCACAGCUACACUGCGGUUAUCAAGGGUUUAAUUGUUUUGUUCUCCAUCAACGUAAGAGGCAGGCAGUGUGCUUUGCUGAACAUCAGCCCUCCUCACCAUCCCUCUCUGAUUGGUUUUAAAUGUCUCCUGUGUGAUUGCCGCACCGCCUGUGCUCAGCGUUGAUAGACUGUUACCGGCCCUGCACAUUCGGAUAAUUAGCCAAGUCCUGUUGUUUUUCUAAUUAAAAAAAACAGGCCUGUGACAUCUGCAGAAGGCAAUAGUGACUAUUUCACCACAAUAGCUGUGCCUUACUUUUGUAAAAUAUUGAAUUUUAACCAUAUAAAGGUGCAUUUCAACAAAUUUUGGUGAUGUAUGUGCCAUUUUCCAGUGACCCCACAGCCAAUGAAUGAGUGUGUACAUGUGGUAGCCGGUUUGUGUUUGUGCAGAGGGUGAGAAACAGCAGCAGGCAUGAAUCAUUGAUUUGUGUAUCCAGAGAAAAAAGAGAUUAGACAUUGUAAAGUAAUUAGAGGUAAAUUGGUCACAGCUCACUUUUCUUGUCAGCGUCUCCCUCUUGCCCCUCGUUUAAAUCUGCAGCUCUGUGUCGACUGCACACAAACACACAUGCUCUCUUUGUGCAGCAGAUACUAUAAAUCUUUAUUUAGCCUUAUCUGGCAUUCAGCCUGCUCUCUGAGAUUAGAUUAUAUUAAGAGCAAGGCCAGAAUAAAGGGUGGGAAAUUAGAUUAUGAUAUACUAAAUAAACAAUGAAAUGAAUUAUUCAGAUCACUCAGUAAUCUCAACCAUCUGCUUAUAAAGUUUAUGUUUUUGUAACUUUUAUCCCAUUGCGUGUGCAUGUUCUAUUGGAUGUCACAAAUGGGUAUUUUCAUAAUUUAUGCUGCUGAACUGGUGACACUACUAUAAAGGUACAACAUGUCUCAUUCUCACCGAAUCUCACCGAAGUUCUUCUUAUCCACUCCAUACAUUGCAUAAUGAAUGUAACAUACAAAAAUCCUAUUAAGAAAAAGUGUACACUUUAUUGCGUCCUUGUUCUUUGACCUCUAAUCUUCCUAUACUUGUAAAUGUCAUAUCAUAGCAGUCUUAUUCGAAAAGUCAAGUCACUUCAACUCGAUACCUCUUUCUUAAGUUUGCAUUUAGUCAUGAGCCGGGACUCUCAUUGACAUGCUCUGUAGAAACACAGAGUUAGAUAGAGACCUCUGCUCUGGUAUCAUGUCCUUUCUAUUAAAAGUUGGCUGUGGGUCCUCUUCUGUUUAUGUUAGGUCUGCCAAGUUGUCUUAUGUUGCAUUUGCCAUGGUAAAGAAAAAGUCCUGAAACUUUGCACGUGGAGUCUUAUUUAUAACCUUUUGGGGUUCAUGUGCGGUUGUUAAGCUUACACAUUUGCCUUGAUUUGCUCUCACGGUUUGUAAAUAAACUUUGCCUUUAGCAGGCCUGAGGGCAGAGCGUGUACAGCAGCAUGUUUUUCCUGUCUAGAGAGAGAGAGAUGAGCAGAGAGCAGAAGAAAGGGGGGGAAGUCUGGUAACGCUACUCUAUUGGGCGGUGUUGCAGUGUCGGGGGUUGGUGCUUCAACUCAGCAUGUCAUUUGCUGCAGCCAGCAGAGGGGAAUUAGCUCAAAUGGUAGAGCGCUCGCUUAGCAUGCGAGAGGUAGCGGGAUCGAUGCCCGCAUUCUCCAGAGAAGCUUUUGGACUGCAUGUACAGAAACCAUAUGAAAGCAUGAAGGAGCAGUACUGCCUUUGAACACUUGAAUAAAGGAGCAGUACUGUCUACUCCUAGAGAAACUGCAGCCAUGUGGGCAGAACAAAGUCAAAGAGCAGAAGAAGGUGACACAUUCACACCCGUCAUGACCCAGCUUGGUUUAUUCCUGCAAAACUUCCCUGAGUAAUGUUUAAACUAAUGUUUGCUUUACUGUCACAAUAGAGUAAACAUGUGGUUUUAUAUAGUUUACUUACAUACACAACCUUGAUUCACUGAUUUUGUGAAUCUCAGCAGGUCCUCCUGUGUAAAAACAGGCUUAAGGUGAACACUUGAAAGCAGUCUUUUUUCCAUUAUGGUCUUAAGCUUUAUUCCCAAGUAGCAGGAGUUUUCAUAACAACUUAUUCAUUGGCUUUGGGCACGGUAAAAAAAACACACUUAAUAUCCCCUCAAAAUAUGUUACAGAUAUGGGUUCUUUGGUCCUCUGGUUAUGUAGAUAAUGGGUUUUGUUUUUAGAUCAUCUUUUGUAGAGUUAGUGUUGUGAUCUGGGUCGGUUCCCUUUAUGUUUUUCAAUGUCCAAGGCUUUAGUGUUUGUCUUUGUUUUGUGACAAAAACUGUGUAGGAAAUAGUUACAGCCUGGAAAGCAGCUGUGUCCAAACACUUCACCCUGAAUAGGACAAUAGCAGACAUAAACCCACACUCAUGCGGUGCUCAGUUUUUCAUGUGUACUCUUUGGCAUGUGCUGCUUUGUUAACAUACGUAUAAUAUUAAGACAAUGCUGUUGUUUCCAUGUUUAACAUUACCACAAAGGCUAGACUAGAUCCUGACUUUGUACCUUUUUCCUUGACUAACACUCUGAAGAGUUCCUACACUUCAACAAACAAUAUCUUCUUCCAGCUAUAUAUGAGUCUCUGCAUUACAGUAAUAAGGCGUAAUUGAUGCAGUGUAGGAAUCAGAGCUGCACUUGUUUCAUUUCAGCAGCAUGUUUUUCUUGUCUAGAGAGAGAGAUAAGCAGAGAGAAAGAGAAAGGGGCGCAUGUUUUGUAACACUACUCCAUUGGGGAGUGUCGGGGGUUGGUGCUCGUACUCAACAUGUCAUUUGCUGCAGCCUGCAGAGGGGAAUUAGCUCAAAUGGUAGAGCGCUCGCUUAGCAUGCGAGAGGUAGCGGGAUCGAUGCCCGCAUUCUCCAGAGAAGCUUUUGGACUGUAUGUACAGAAACCAUAUGAAAGCAUGAAGAAGCAGUACUGCCUUUGAACACUUGAAUAAAGGAGCAGUACUGUCUACUCCUAGAGAAACUGCAGCCAUGUGGGCAGAACAAAGUCAAAGAGCAAAAGAAAGUGACACAUUCACACCCGUCAUGACCAACUGCAAAACUUCCCUGAGUAAUGUUUAAACUCAUGUUUGCUUUACUGUCACAAUAGAGUCAACAUGUGGCUUUAGAUAAUUUACUUACAUACACAACCUUGAUUCACUGAUUUUGUCUGAAUGAAUCUCAGCAGGUCCUGUUUAAAAAUAGUCUCAGUGUGAACACUUGUAAGCCGUAUUUUUCCCACUUUAAUCUUUAUCUCUAAUAUCAAGUAGCAGGGGUUUUUAUAACAACUCAUUCAUAGACUUUGGGCUCAUUACAGAAACACUUAGUUUGCCUUCAAAAUAUGUUACAGAUAUGGACUCUUUGGUCCUCUGGUUAUGUAGAUAAUAGGUUUAAAUGCUAACUUAUCUUUUGUGGAGUUUGUGUCGUAAUCUGGGUCUGUUCCCUUUACACUUUUUAAUGUCCAAGGCUUUAGGGUUUGUCUUUGCUUUGUGACAAAAACUUGGUUACAGCCUGGAGAGCAGCGGUGUCCAAACACUUCACCCUAAAUGGGACAAUAGCAGACACAUACACUCAUGCGGUGCUCAGUUUUUCAUGUGCACUCCUCCACUAACUCUCUAAAGAGUUCCUACAAGAGUGAGGCCGCCUCCAUUGGGGAGUGGGGGGUUGGUGCUCCUAGUCAGCAUGUCAUUUGCUGCAGCCUGCAGAGGGGAAUUAGCUCAAAUGGUAGAGCGCUCGCUUAGCAUGCGAGAGGUAGCGGGAUCGAUGCCCGCAUUCUCCAAAGGAACUUUUGGACUGCAUGUACAGAAACUAUAUAAAACCUUAAAAAGCAUGAAGAAGCAGUACUGUCUCUGAACAUGUGAAUGGAUAAAUGAAUGAAUUCCUCGAUUUGCUGCCACCUCUUGUCAUCUUUCUUUUUGACACUGUUACAGUCUGGUUUAAGGUUUAUUUUUCCACAGAAAGGGUUUGAGAAGAAGAAGUUAAGACAUGUUUUUCUCCUUAAGAAACUGCAGCCAUGUGGGCAGAACAAAUCUUCACUGAGUCAAAGAACAAAAGAAAGUGACACAUUCACACCCAUCAUGACCAAACUAGGUUAAUUCCUGCAAAACUUCCCUGAGUAAUGUUUAAACUCAUGUUUGCUUUACUGUCACAAUAGAGUAAACAUGUGGUUUUACAUAAUUUACUUACAUACACAACCUUGAUUCUCUCAUUUUGUAAAUCUCAGCAGGUCGUGUCCUGCCUCUGGCCCGUCUGUCCACCAUGGGAUCCAGAGCCUUCAGCCGCUCUGCCCCCCACCUUUAGAACUUCCUCCCUCCUGAUUUUAGGAACAGUGACUCACUCUCCAUCUUCAAAUCCUGCCUGAAAACACAGUAUAUCAGACAGGCUUACUUAGAGUAACAUUUGAUGUUCUGCUGCAGAGUCGGGACUUACAACUUUUUUAUUUAAACCUUUGUUGUGUUGAUGUGUAUUUUAUUGAGUUUACUAUUCUACUGACGUGUCUUUUAAUUUUUCUGUAAGGUGACCUUGAGUGCCCUGAAAGGCACCUAUAAAUAAGAUUUAUUAUUAUUAUUAUUAUUAUUAUUAUUAUUAUUAUUAUUAUUAUUAUUAUUAUUAUUAUUAUUAUUAUUAUUAUUAUUAUUAUUAUUAUUAAAAACACUCCUCUGGUUAUGUAAAUAAUAGGUUUUAAUCACUAACUUAUCUCUUGUGGAGUUUGUGUUGUGAUCUGGGUCUGUUCCUUUUAUGCUUUUUAAUGUCCGAGGCUUUCGUGUUUUCCUUGACUAACACUCUGAAGAGUUCCCACACUUCAACAAACAAUAUCUUCCUCCAGCGAUAUAUGAGUCUCUGCAUUACAGUAAUAAGGCGUAAUUUAUGCGGUGUGCUUACCAGAGCUGCACUUGUUUCAUUUGGCAGAUAUCUUCUGUGAUCCCUGCUUUUCCUUUUGUAGACUAAUUAGUUUCUCGCUGGGGCUUAUGGGAUUCAGAGUGUGUAACUUUUUGUUUCUCUUGCUUUCCACACACACUGUGUUAAAAGAAAAGCUGCCAGUGUUUGUGUCAGAUUUCUAGUAAAUUAGAUUGUGUGUUUUGGUCUCAUGUUGCUGCUCGCCUUGACAUUUUUCCUGUAAAUACAUGCUGUUAUUAUGAAUCUUAUCUAACACAAAAGUUGCACCACGACCAAAACAUGAAGCACCAUCAUCUUGGAGGGUUACAGUAUGAACUGCAGUUUUAAUGUUAAGACCAGAUAAAAAGGGGGCGUUCAUCUUCAUCACAUUUGAUCCCUUUAGAUUAGAAAUAGUUAGCCUUUUAAAUGCAGCUCUAAGCGAAACAGCUGCCUACUCUCUCCUUAUGUUUAUAAAGUGUAAUGCAUUUUGACAGAACAGGAUUUAUGGAUUUCACUUUCUACUGUGCCGUGUUUUUAGAAAGCUUAGUGAUUUGAGUUACUGUCAUGAUGUCACCAGGCUAAACAAAAGCCAAGAUUUGGUCAAACUACCUUUCUUCAGACAUGUCAACAAAUCACACAAAUCCAACUACGCUAUAAAUGAGUCAUCAGCAAAUAAAGCUGACUGCAGCACACUUUCCUAAACCUUUGUCAUCCCUUCCCGCCUGCUCAUUGGUUCAGCGGUGAAACGUUUUACAGUCGGCUGGCACGCCGCCACUUCUCCUUCCUACUCUCUUCUUAUUGCUCCACAGUGAUUUAUGAAAAGCAUGUACCACUGUGGUGUGAAACAAAAGCAUUACCAUACACAGAGGAGUAAAAGCCCGACACUGUGAUGAACUCUUCUUAAAAACAAAUACUAUUAAUAAGCAGUUGUAGGUCACUGCACACAUAGCCGCUUUGCUUUUGAGGAGGUUGUGAGUUGUGAAAUGCACUGAGUCACAGUGAGGAAGAAAAGGAAGUGGCCUGGCCCAAUCACUUACCCACCCACAUGCUGCAUUCAAUGAAAUGAGAAUGAAUGACGACGGUGAAGGGAGUAGUAAUCAGAACUGCUGAUUGAUCCAAGCCGUGUCUGUCGGUGAGAGGUUUUGAGUGGGGAACCAGACAGUGUGCAGUGGUUUUCUAUACAACACAUGUGGUUGUCUAGCUUUCACUUGUUAUAAGGUAAUGAAUUGACCAUGAUGUGAUGGCUCUUAAUUCAUUACUGUCAGCUGUAUUGAUUUUUUAUGAAGAGUGUAGCAGCUUCGACUCAAUACAGUACAUGCACAGCCCAACAGAGAAGUUAUAAUGCACUGGUCUAGUGAGGAAGGUUUAUCUGACGUCCACUGAAGAGGAAUAAGUCUGUGUGCCAUUAAUGAAACAAAAGCUAGAGCUGUUGCUUUGAGUUAAAGGGAUAUUCUGGCAUGAAAUUGAUUUAGGGUCAAACACACCGUAAUACUGAGUUAGACCGAGUUAAUUGUUCAUCAUUUCUUCAUGGAAAAUGCAAUCAGACGGAGACCCUCAGGCAGAAGAACUAACGUGUCUGCACUGCAAAAUGAUUAAUAUGGUGAUUAUUACUUCAAGGAAAUGAUAAAGUAAUGAUCAUAAUUGUUCUUCCUUGAGCUGCAUCACCCCGCUGUAGUCUGUAAUGGACUUGUCUGAGGUCUCGCUACAAACAAGCGGCUACAGGAAGAGAGUAGGUGAGUUGUGUUUAGUCUCUUCAUUAAAGAAAUCAGGCAAAGUUAAAAAGAUGUUUGGUGGCUAGUGCUGUGGCUGGGACCCUAUAUGUACUGUUGAUGAAGUUAGGUGUUGUUCUGAGCAUUAUUUGUGGCUAUAGAGUGCCCUUUUGGUUGAGGUUUGUUUAUGGCUCCUCAGACCGCUCUGUAUUGCUAUUGUGCCGUGGUUACUGAAGUUGGUAUAACUAGAGAAACAAGUGGUCGGCAACAUUCAUCUCUCAAGGGGGUGUCUAACUCUGUGUUCUGGUGUGUUUGACCCUAAAUUAAUUCCAAAGAUGGAAACACAUGAAGAAGGUGUUAAUGUUUUUCUACACACAUACGAAAGAACCUCAAAGAUAUUUGAGGUAUUUAUAUAUCAGAAGUAUUGGCCUGUCGACAUCUUGAACAUGUAGGACUGAAAUUAGAAACUUGGCGAGUUUGUCCCGUGAGAAGUUGAAUCAGGCACUGUCUAAUACUAACAGAAGAAGUGUGAAUGCACUCCAGAGUUGCCAAAACUCCCUGGAGAGUUCAAUGUUUAGGUCCUGCUACUGUAGGAGUUUUGUUUUGCCUCAUGAGAGUGGGCUGGUACUCUGGACCAAGGUAUAGUGUUUAGAAAUAUUACCUAAUGUGUAUUUAAGGCCAAUAUGUUGUCAGUGAUGUUCUUGGUCAGUGAAUAUAGGAAUCUAAAGUGUUUACUACUCUGUGAGUUUGUGCUACAGCAAAUGGAGUAGCCUCAAUUGUUCAUGCACCAGCUACAAUAGCAUUGCAGAUCAAUUUUUACCCAGAGAGAGGCUUUGCGGUAACAUCAUUUAUGUUUAUUCAAACUAAUUAGAUAUUAAUCCUUACACUGCUGCUGCAGCCGUACUGUCUUUAUUAAUUAUUUAUGGCCACCAUAGAAUGAUUUAUUAAAUACAGAGCUGACUCAGGCUGUAAAAUUUUAAACAGAGACAAACUGAACUGUUACCAAAUCAGAAAAUACUGUCCACUGAUGCCCUCUGGUGGACAUACGUCUUUUUGUCUAAGAGAGACCAAGAGACACUUUAUUACAAACAAAUAUGCACUGUGGACAGAAUGCCAAUCUCUGUCAGGAUUAAAAAUACUUUGUCUUUAAUUUUCAGAUUUCAGUUCAAUGGUAACAUGUUCUUUUAUGUAAUAUUUAUAAUAGCUCUGACAGGGAUUAACAGCAGAAUCAAGUUUGUUCAUCAAAUUGACGUAGACUUUGUCUUUUUGUCUCUCCUCCAGAGUGAGAAGAUGCCACAGUCUGUCUACUCCUUCCCGACAGAAACGCUCACCUCUGAAGCUUUCACCCUUGACUUCUACUCCAGCAGCGAGCACAGUGAAGAGCUGUUCACAGCAGAAAGCAUCAUUGACAGCGUCAGCAACAUCAGCAGGUCGAGCGGCCUCCGCUGCACCUACAAAGAGGACUUCAAGCGUAUUUUACUCCCAGCUGUGUACACCUUUGUGUUCCUGCUCGGCCUUCCUCUGAACGCUGCCGUUAUCCUAAAGCUAUGGAGGACGCGACCACACCUGUCCAAAAACAAUAUCUACAUGCUCAACCUGGCCAUUGCUGACUUUCUGUAUGUGAUGUCACUUCCUUUGCUGAUCUACAACUACGGUAGCCAUGACUACUGGCCGUUUGGGGAGUUUGCUUGUAAACUGGUGAGGUUUCAGUUCUACAGGUGAGUAGUAUAUCCAAACAAUCGGCUCUUUCUUUGUACAGAUGUGUGUUUGAAGCAUAGAAGGACAAUUAUACGAACAAAAGCAUGAUUUUUGAUGAAUUUUGAACAUUCAUAACUAAUUUAAAAUCUUUAUGCCAACUUAUAAAUACAUUAAAUGUGUCAUAACUAAUUUUCCUCAUGUAAAAAGACCGGUUUUUGAUGCUCAGAACCAAAAAUUCAGAUUUAAUCUAAUAACAUUGCUUUUUCUCCUCUUUCCUGUUUUUAGUAAUCUGCACGGCAGCAUCCUCUUCCUCACCUGCAUCAGCAUGCACCGCUAUGUGGGUAUUUGCCACCCACUGGCCAUGCAACUGAAACAAGGUGGCGCCAAGCUAGCAUGGCGUAUCUGUGGAGGGGUGUGGCUCAUCGUCGCAAUCCUGUGCGCCCCAACUUUUCACUUUGCAGCCACAGGAACCCAGAGAAACCGCACUGUGUGUUAUGAUUUAAGCACACCAAAGCAGUCAGUAGACUACUAUCCUUAUGGCAUGGCUCUGACCUGCCUCGGCUUCUUGGUGCCAUUCAUGGUCGUGUUGGUGUGCUACUGCCGCAUGGCCUACAUCCUCUGUCGCCCCGUGUCUUACCAGGGUGUCUCUAUUGCGACUGGAGAGAAACGAGACAAGGCGGUGAGGAUGAUUAUCGUGGUUACAACCGUUUUCUGCAUAAGCUUCCUGCCAUUUCACCUCACCAAAACCAUGUAUCUAGUGAUUCGCACACUGCCUGCCGCACCGUGCGAGACGAGGAAUCUGUUCUCCAUCAUCUACAAGAGCACCAGGCCAUUUGCCAGCAUGAACAGCUUCCUGGACCCCAUUCUGUUUUACUUCACUCAGCCACGCUACCGUAGGAGCACCAAGAGAUUUGUGCUCAGAAUCACCACCCUCAAGGAGAAGGGCACCAGCGUGUGAGCCAAACUGCCUGAGUAUUUCUUCAUGACUCAUUGCUUCUCCAGCAGAAGAUCCCAAGAUUCUGCAGAGUGGUGCAUGUUAUGAUUUCAGAGUUUUUAAACAGGUUUGAUGGUGAUAGAUUUAAGAAGUACGGUACACUGUGAAAGAACUGUAUCUUCCUGAGAGGGGCUUGAAAAGGUUUGUAGGUACUGACAUAUCGAAAGGCCUUCUGGAGAAAAGUGAAAUUUUUAUUUUUUUAGACUUGCAAAUUAUGAUUAGCGUCAUCAGAACAUGAGGGCAUUUAUGCGUUACUGUACACAGAGUAAGAAAGGUUUUUGUUGUCCUUAUUGUCUUGAAUAGAAUUUUUAAAAUUUGUGUUUGACACUGUGAACUGCAGUAUAAAGUAAACUAUCUCCAUGAUAUUGAUGUUAUGCGGAGGUGAAGGUGGAGAUAAAAGCAUUGAACAAGAGAAGGUAAGAUCAAUAAAAUGCACUGUGGCACAAAGCUAUGUGAAUGCUAAGACACUUCAAAUGGUUGUGACUGCAUGUCAGACAUGCAUGAAGCACUGGUGUGAGGAAAUUAACUCACAGAGAUGUAAAAGAAAUGCAUGUUGAGGAAGUGAUAAAUGUUUUUUUUUGUAUCACACUGUUAAAUGAAGGUUUAAACUGUAUUGAAGAUGUAUUAUUUUAACUUUAGCUAAUCUUUGAGACUUGUUGUUUCAUAUUUUUAUCACUAGGUGGUGUAUGCGCCCCACUGCUGUAAACAGUCUGCUCUGUAACUCUGGCUCUGUUAUUUUUUAAUAGUUUACUUGUAAACAUUUUACAGUAAGGGUUAGAUGCUAAUCACUAUAAUCAGAGAUAAGAGGAUGCCAAAAAACCUUUGGCAUCAUAUACAUCCAGCUCAUAUCAUAUUAUAGCUGGAAAUCUUGCUUGCUCCACAUGCCCUUGAGAUUCUGCUCCAAGUAAAGGUAACCGUUUAUUAGUGUGUGCCAACAACAAGUAGUAGAUCAUUAAACUCAGCUACUUCAGCCGCUUUGAAGGAACGUAAAAGCAGUUUAUGGGCUGAAGGUCAGAUCCAAAUUAAGAAUAAACUCUGUGGUUUUCCACUUCCUGUGAAUGUUUGUGAGACUUCCCAUGAAUUUAGGUUGCUCCAAGAAAUCACCUUUGAAUUACUCAAAAAGACUCUUCUCAUUCCUUUGAAAGUUUUCAUGUAAACUAACCAGCUGAUGCACUCAUUUACACUGUAACCCCAAAACCUCAUAUCUAACCUGAAUGUUAAACUAAAUUCACUGAUGAGUUCUAUAAAAAUUUGAAUUUAUUUAAAGAAACAACCUUGAAACUUUUUGGUCAUUCUUGGCCUCUAAUACAUUUUAUUUUUUAAUAAAAAAAACAUAGUACUUGGUUAAACCUUGCAUCUAUGAGUUUUGCUUCUAGAAUAAGAGUAAUAUCAAAUGCAUGGAUCUAAUGAAAACAUUAAAGUUUCCUGUAUUUCAAAUACAAGGAACAGUUCAUGCUUAAAGUUGUGUAAACUUAAUGUAAGCGUAUCUGCAGCAUGUGUAUUCUGUGAAAAAAACUGCAGUAAUAUACUGUAUUUUGUGCAUCAAAAGAGAGUGACUGCACAAAUCUUGUUUCUGGUUUUAACAUCUGUGUUUGUCUGGAUGUGUAUUUAAAAAAGAUGUCCAUGCACUGUGCCAAAAUAUUUGUUUCAGUCAGUAUUAUUUAGAAGAGUCUUUAUUUUUUAAAAACACUGUAACCUAGAGUGGUGUCUCAAAUAGAAUUUUAUUUUUUUUACUUUUUGAAUCAUGUAAAUAAAAGGGAAGUCCGACUCAAUGCUUUGUGUAAUUGAGUGUUUUUUGUUUUUAAAUCUUACACUGUCACCUUCAUGUGUUUCUGAGAAAAUGUUGUGGAUGCUAUCUAUGUGUAAAGAUGUAAAACUAACUGAAAAGGUCAUUAAAAAGUCUACUGUGACUGCUA